This is a messenger RNA of Poecile atricapillus (Black-capped chickadee), 2061 nucleotides long. It is a transcript of the gene GNL1, whose product is annotated as G protein nucleolar 1 (putative). The transcript has 13 exons. Lineage: Eukaryota; Metazoa; Chordata; Aves; Passeriformes; Paridae. Bases 67 to 2061 code for a protein of 664 amino acids. The record is from RefSeq and is a predicted model, not a curated record. Gene Ontology annotation, molecular function: GTPase activity; GTP binding.
GCCUGGGCCCGCCUCUUGCCGCUGAUUGGUGGAGCGCGGCUCCGCCCGGUCACGUGCGCUCCCGUCAUGCCCCGCAAGCUGCCGUUCAGCGCCAAGCGGAAAAAGCAACAGCUCCGGGACCGGAGGGAGCGGAAACGGGGAGAUGUUCCCGGUUCGGGUCCCGGCAGCCGCAGCGGGAGCCGCGAGCGGGGCACCGGGGAUGGCGGCACCGGGGACACCCCCACGGAACCGGCCCGGAGACGGCACGACCCCGGCAGGUUCCGUCUGCAGCUGGGGGGGCCCCGGGCCGAGGCUCUGGAGCGGAGCCGGCGCCGGGCCCAGGAGGAGCUGCUGGAGCCGCUGCCCGAGAGCGCCCUGGAGCUGGAGCCGGACAGUGUGUAUGGACCUGGGCUGGAUUUCCCGCGCCGUCCCCGCUGGGAUUUCGGGAUGAGCCCGGAGGAGCUGCGGGCGCGGGAGGAGGCGGCGUUUGGGGCCUUCCUGCGGGGGCUGGGGGAGCCCGGGGACCCCCCUGGGGACCCCCCUGGGGUCACCCCCGAGGUCACCCCCGAGGUCACCCCAGGGGUCACCCCAGGGGUCACUCCCGGGGUCACCCCGGGGGUCAGAGGGGAGCUGGCGCCCUUUGAGCACAACCUGGAGACGUGGCGGCAGCUCUGGCGCGUGCUGGAAAUGUCCGACAUCGUCCUCCUCAUCGCCGACGCCCGGCACCCGGCCCUGAGCGUGCCCCCCGCCCUGGCCGCCCACGUGACGCGGGAAUUGGGGAAGGGUCUCAUCCUCAUCCUCAACAAGGUGGACCUGACCCCUCCGGCCGUGGCCGCGGCCUGGACGCAGCUGCUGAGGGCUCGGUUCAGCCCCGCCCGCGUGGUGCCCUUCAGCACCGGACACACGGCCGGACACACGGCCGGACACACCACGGCCGGACACACGGCCGGGAACAGCGGGCUGCAGAAGAAGCCGAAGAAGAGGGGGGGGCGCUGGGCCCGGGCCAUGGGACCCCGACUGCUGCUGGAGGCCUGCGAGGAGAUCGUGGGGGGCGCGGUUGACCUCAGCAGCUGGCGGGCGCGGCUGGAUCGGGCGGAGCAGCGCCCGGAGGAGGAGGAGGAGGAGGAGGAGCCGGAAGUGGGCGUGGCCGAGGAUGCAGAUGAGGAUGAGGAGGGCUCGGGGGGCGUGGCCCCGCCCCGGCAGUGGGAGCGGUACCGGCACGGCGUGCUGACCCUGGGCUGCGUCGGGCUGCCGAACGCGGGGAAGUCGUCGGUGCUGAACGCUCUGCUGGGGCGCAGCGCGGUGGGCGUGUCCCGCGCCCCCGGCCGCACCCGCUACUUCCAGACCCAUUUCCUGACGGCCUCGGUUCGGCUCUGCGACUGCCCCGGCCUCGUCUUCCCCUCCCGCGCCCCGCCCGAGCUCCAGGUCCUGGCAGGGGUGUACCCCAUUGCCCAGCUGCAGGACCCCUACUCAGCCGUGGGGUUCCUGGGGUCCCGCCUGGCCCUGCCCCCGCUGCUGCAGCUGCGCCCCCCAAACGGCCCCGGCUGGACGGCCUGGGAGCUCUGCGAAGCCUGGGCAGAGAAGAGGGGCUACAAGACGGCGCGGGCGGCUCGGAACGACGUGGCCCGAGCGGCCAACGGGAUCCUGCGGCUCGCGGCCGAGGGGAGGAUCCGGCUCUGCCUCACCCCCCCGGGCUUCACCCAGCAAAAAGAGCACUGGGAGCUCCACCCCGACACCGCGGCCUUGGCGGCCAUGAUGGGGGGAGGGGCAGCCCCCCCUCCCCCGCCCGGGGACGGCUCCACCUCCGAGGAUGAGGAGGGGGAGGGCUCAGACCAAGCCACGCCCCCUCCAGCCCCGCCCCAACCCCUUCGCUUUGCUGGGAGAGGACGAGUGCUGAGCCCCGCCCCCUCCCGGGGCAGCGGCCAAUCAGAGCGCGGCGGGUUAUCGCAUCACCAUAUAUGGAAUAAAGCUGAGUUUAUUUCUGCAGAGCUGAUUGGCUGCUUGGGGCCGGGCGGGGACCAAUCAGAGCGCAGGGGCGGGGCCUGUGGAGUGACAUCAUUUGGCCACGCCCACAUCUCUUAA